AUGGGCCAUUUCACACUGACAAAUCUUCUCCUACCAUUGCUCAAGGCCGCCGCAACAGACUCAACAACCAUACCACGAAUUGUGACCGUCGCUUCCGCCGCUGCCGUCGCAUUCAUACCAGCAAAUUACACCCUAUCAUUCACGAACCCGACUUUCCUCAGCGUCAACACUAAGACGCCUCUUGCAAUGCCAUUCCGUCUUGCCAGCCCAAUCUUUGCCAUGGACGUGAUGCGCUACAGCCUCGCCAAAUUGGCCAACAUUAUGGUCAACGUGAAGCUGCAGCGACUCCUAGACGACCAAGGGUUGAACAUUCUCUGCAUGUCUGUUAAUCCGGGCGCGGUAAAGACGGAAGGUGGUGUUGGUGUUUGGGCCUGGCCUAUGAAGUAUCUGAUGAAACGUGUCAUGGUUAGUGAAGACGAGGGGUCGUGGAACUCGUUGUUUGCUGCCACAGCAAAGGAUGUUCAGGCGAGCCCAGACAAAUAUCGGGGACAAUAUUUGGAUGUGAUAGGCAAGGUUACGCCCGUUCCUAUUCUGGAGCGGAAUGAGGGCCAGAUAGAAGGGCUCUGGGAGGUUACAACAGACGAAAUCAACAAGCAUCUAGGAGGGCUUGGCCUGGAUGCGCUGGCUUGA
Messenger RNA from [Torrubiella] hemipterigena, 630 nucleotides. The record is from the annotation of a GenBank genome assembly. NCBI's taxonomy places the organism in Eukaryota, Fungi, Ascomycota, Sordariomycetes, Hypocreales, Clavicipitaceae.